UCAGUUAAGUUUCCCACCGCCGAUCUCCGCGGCACCAGCACUAAUUACCGCAAUCGGACUGUGCGCGAUUCGCGUCGACUGUGGCCACCUAUUCCACUGACGGUAGGAAAGGUUCGUCUCACUGCGAAACACGGGCGCAGCAGGCAUUGAUAUCGAUACACCACCGACACACAGAGCCCCACGGAAAAGAUAAUGCCCCAAACACCGAUAAACUCCGUGGACGAGCAGGAUAAGCUGCUGUCCGAGGCGGUCACCGUGGUGCGCACGCAGGCCUUCCAGAUGAAGCGGUUUCUGGACAAGGAACGGCUGAUGGAAGCCAUGCGGUGCGCCUCGACGAUGCUGGGCGAGCUCCGUACCUCGCUACUAUCACCCAAGAGCUACUACGAGUUGUACAUGGCCAUUACAGACGAGCUGCGUCACUUCGAGCACUACCUGCUGGACGAGUUCCAGAAGGGGCGCAAGGUGCCGGAUCUGUACGAGCACGUGCAGUACGCGGGCAAUAUCGUGCCGCGGCUCUAUCUGCUGAUCACCGUCGGGCUGGUGUACAUCAAAACGAACGGCUCGUUAAAGCGUAGCAUACUGAAGGAUUUGGUUGAAAUGUGCCGUGGUGUACAGCACCCGCUGAGGGGACUCUUCCUGCGGAACUACUUGCUACAGUGCACCCGCAACAUUCUGCCCGACACGACCGCGCAGCAGCACCAGCAGCAGCAGCAGCAUGUAGUGAUGGGCGACGAGAACGAGGGCACCGUGAUCGAUGCGAUCGACUUUGUGCUGACCAACUUUGCCGAAAUGAACAAACUGUGGGUCCGCAUCCAGCACCAGGGUCACUCGAGUGAACGAGCCCGUCGGGAGAAAGAGCGCGAGGAGCUGAAGAUAUUGGUCGGGACGAACCUGGUGCGCCUGUCGCAGCUCGAGUCGGCCACGCUCGACGUCUACCAGCGGCUCAUUUUGCCCGGCAUCCUCGAGCAGGUGGUCAGCUGCCGGGAUGCGAUUGCUCAGGAGUACCUGAUGGAGUGCAUCAUCCAGGUGUUCCCGGACGAGUUCCAUCUGCAAACGCUCGAUCCAUUCCUGAAAUCGUGCGCCCAGCUGCAGUCGGGAGUGAACGUGAAGAACAUCAUCAUCUCGCUCAUUGACCGGCUGGCGCUGUACAAUCAGCGCAACGGCAAGGUCACGCAGACGUCGACCGGCACCGAGGUGAUUUCGGCCAUCCCGGUGGAGGUGCAACUGUUCGAGGUGUUUAGCACGCAGAUCGCCAACAUUGUGCAAAUGCGCAAGGACCUGCCGCUGGAGGACACCGUUUCGUUGCAAGUGGCCCUCAUCAGCCUGGCGCAGAAAGUGUACCCCGACCGGGUGGACUACGUGGACAAAGUGCUGGAAACCACGGCACAGAUACUCGAUCGGCUCAACAUGUCAAGCAUUUCACACUCGCUCUCGGUCAACCAGGAACUGUCCCGGUUGUUGCGGCUGUGUGUGGACUUUUACAAUAACAUCAUCACGAUACUGCAACUGAAGUUUUUUACGCCGCUACUGGAAAAGUUUGACUACACGUCCCGGAAAGCGAUCGCCCUGUACAUCGUGAUGAACAUACUGGAGAACGAAACGCUCAUACCGACGGCCGAACAGGUGGACAGCGUGCUGACGAUCAUUGCCCCACUGAUCCGCGAUCAGGACGAUCAGCCGACGGAGCGCGUCAACCUGGAGGACUUUGCCGAGGAUCAGGGCAUCGUGGGCCGGUUCGUGCACCUGCUGCGAUCGGACGAUCCCGACACGCAGUACAAAAUUUUGUCCUCCGCCCGGAAGCACUUCGGUCUCGGCGGGCAGCAGCGUAUCCGGUACGUACUUCCGCCGCUCGUCUUUCAGGCGUACCAGCUGGCGUACAAGUACAAAUCGAUCGCGGCUGAAGACGAGAUGUGGGACAAAAAGUGCCAGAAGAUACUGCAGUUCUGUCACAGCACCAUCGCGGUGCUGGCCAAGUCCGAGCUGCCGGAGCUAGCGCUGCGGCUGUACCUGCAAGGGGCGCUCUGUAUCGGCCAGAUUGCGUACACCAACCACGAGGCCGUGGCGUACGAUUUCAUGACACAGGCUUUCUCACUGUACGAGGAUGAAAUAUCGGACUCCAAGUCACAGUUUGCCGCGAUCACACUGAUCAUCGCGACCGUCGAGCAAAUGAUGUGUUUCUCGGAGGAAAAUGCCGAACCGUUGCGCACGAGCUGUGCGCUGGCGGCGUCGAAGCUGCUGAAGAAGCCCGACCAGUGCCGGGCCGUAGUCACGUGUGCCAGCCUGUUCUGGAGUGGAAAACAAAAUGGCCAAGAGCUGCGCGACGAGAAGCGUACGCUGGAGUGCCUGAAGAAGGCGGCUAAAAUUGCAUCGCAAUGCUUGGACGUCGGGGUGCAGCUACAGCUGUACGUGGAACUGCUGAACCACUAUCUGUUCUACUUCACCCGUGGCAACUCCCAGAUCACCGUGUCGAUGCUCAAUCAGUUGAUAACGAAAAUCAACGAAGAACUACCGAACCUGGAGCUGACGGAAGAGACGAAGCAAAUUGAAAUGCACUACCAAAACACACUGGCCCACAUUCGCAGCCGGAUGGAGGCGACGGACACGAGCAACCUGGAGGCAUCGUUUGCCGGCAUUGCGCUGAACUGAGGUGUGACGGAUUGGCGGCCCCUGGUCACACAUUUUGCUUACAUUACAACCGCUGCUAGUAUAGUCGAUAUUACCGAGCGUUUCGAGGAGAAGUGUUCAACAACAAUGCGUAUCGAAUACAACCAUAACUACACUAUAUACAAAACAAACAGCAUUAGGUGAAACAUAAUAGCAAUUCCAACGA
Messenger RNA from Anopheles bellator, 2830 nucleotides. RefSeq names its product vacuolar protein sorting-associated protein 35 (gene Vps35). The record is from RefSeq and is a predicted model, not a curated record. NCBI's taxonomy places the organism in Eukaryota, Metazoa, Arthropoda, Insecta, Diptera, Culicidae. The coding region runs from base 193 to 2646 and encodes 817 amino acids. Gene Ontology annotation, biological process: intracellular protein transport; retrograde transport, endosome to Golgi. Gene Ontology annotation, cellular component: retromer, cargo-selective complex; retromer complex; late endosome. The transcript is spliced from 6 exons.